UAAGCAAUGAGAUAAAGUUUCUGCUGUGAGGCAUGUUUUAAAGCGAAAAAUCAACUUUCAGCAAGAAUAAAGCUUUAUUAUGGGCUUGAAAUCUUCAAUACUUCUGCACGAAGAAGAUAUCGAAGAACUGCAAAAUGAGACUGGUUUUUCUUCCAAUCAAAUAAGAAGACUCUACAGCAGAUUCAAAAGUCUUGAUAAAGCAACAAAAGGCACGCUAAGUCGUGCAGAUUUUAUAUCUAUACCUGAGUUGGCCAUCAAUCCAAUUGGUGAAAGGAUUAUAGAUGCCUUCUUCAUGAACGAAGAUAGCAAGGAAAGUGGAGAAGAAACCUGCAACUUCAGACAGUUUGUCAGAACCUUAGCGCAUUUCAGACCAUUUGAACAAUCAAAGGAAAACCCUCUUAACACCAGAGAGAAGAAACUUCAAUUUACCUUCAAGAUCUAUGAUUUGGACAAUGAUGGGAAAAUAUCCAAAGAUGAUCUCAUGCAGGUCCUUCACAUGAUGGUCGGCAGAAAUAUCAGUGAUGAACAACUUGGUGGGAUUGCUGACCGUGCAAUAAGUGAUGCGGAUUUAGAUAAAGAUGGUGUCAUUUCAUUUGAGGAGCUGAAGAGAGUACUGGAAAAUGUAGACAUGAACUCUAAGAUGAGCAUACGUUUCCUGGCUUGAAUUCUUGAAUCAGAUGUGACAAAGAGAGAAUUUUAAUGUCAGUGUUUAGUUAUGCAAUGAUGUUUUGUUAUUUAACAACUGUGUAACUGUACAUGAAGACUGAAGUGUAAUUUUUCAGAUAUUUAAAGCUCUAUGUUGAUAGAGGUUUUUGUAUUUUUCUAGACAAGUGUAAUUGAAUUUACAUGUUGCUAAGUAUUGUUGUGUAGGUCAGGCAUUAACUUAUUCAUAGUUUUUUUUUAAGGAGAAAGUCAAGCACUAGCAUUGGUAGGGGUGAAGAGUAAUACAUCUGGCUCAUUUGUUUAAGAUGGGAGUGAAAUAGACUUACCAAUACUUAUUAUCUAUCAAAGAUUUUUGCUGGUGCAUGGUUGGUCUAAAUGCAUCACAUGACUGAAUACUCCCCUUACUAAAGCUGGGGGAUAUCUGAGGAUAUACCUCAAGUGAUAUUCCCCAGUUUUUAAACCUUAUCUCGACUGCAAAACAUCUUUAAAGUUUAAUCUGAGAUGAAGAGAGUGCUUGGUGGUUGUUAUAGAAAAGGGGCUUGACCUUUUUGUUCAUAAAGUUGUGCCAGAGAACACUGAAAAGUGAACACCUCUCACAGUAAACAGUAAGCUGUUCCUGGACAUUUAUUCCCACAUGUUGCAAAAGUAUUUGAAGGAUAAUAGACAAAAUAGCUUCCACUUGGCUCAAAUUUGUCCUUGGACAUAAUCGGUUCCUUGAAGUUCACAGUUUUCCUUAAGCCUUGCUCUUGCAAAUCUGUUCUCAUCUCAGAACAAAUAGUGUCUGCAAACAAAUAUCCUAGCAUGUUUUUGCACCAAAUGGAGGCUAUUGUUUAUAUAUUGCACUUUCAAAUAAUAUAAUUAUUGUCAGCAAAAGGAUUCAUUACCUCUGACUUAAAACUUUUCAUGAAUUGGGCAUCAGUUUAAGAUGUUUUCUGCUGAUUUUUUUUAUAUAAAAUGAGAGAUGAAAUUUGUUGAUUGAUAAGUGAGACCAUUAAAAGCUGGAGCUGUCUUCAUCAUCUUUUUUUAGUGUAACCAAGUUGCUGGCUUGUAUAUAUCAAAAUAUGUUGCAAUUCAAAAUGUAGUAUUUUCUGUUUACAACUAUAAAAAGGAAGGAAAAAAAAAAUAAAGGUAUAAAAUAUAAUUACCA
Stylophora pistillata is the source of this 1810-nucleotide messenger RNA. RefSeq names its product calcineurin B homologous protein 1. The record is from RefSeq and is a predicted model, not a curated record. NCBI's taxonomy places the organism in Eukaryota, Metazoa, Cnidaria, Anthozoa, Scleractinia, Pocilloporidae. Gene Ontology annotation, molecular function: calcium ion binding.